AUGUCCAUCACAAGAGAUGCUAUCUGGGCCCCUCUCCCUACCACUAGAAGAGGUCAUUCUGUUCAGUUGUCUUAUGACAAAAAAUCGAACCGUAUCGCAUAUGCCGCAAAUAAGUCCAUUCACGUUAGAUCUGUCGAAAAGCCUGAAGAAAGCAUUCAAUACACUUCUCAUACCACCACUACCACAGUGGCUAAAUUUUCUCCUUCCGGAUUUUACAUUGCUUCAGGUGAUUCCAAUGGUGUUGUACGAGUUUGGGAUUGUGUUGGGGAGGAUUUGAUUACCAAGGGUGAAUAUCACGUCAUCUCUGGCAGAAUCAAUGAUAUUGCUUGGGAUGCUGAUAGUCAGCGUAUCAUUGCUGUUGGUGAUGGAAAGGAAAGAUAUGGUCACUGUUUCACUGCUGAUUCUGGCAACUCUGUGGGUACAAUUAGUGGUCACUCUAACAUUGUCAAUGCUGUUGAUAUUCGUCCUGUGCGUCCCUACAGAGCCGCUACAGUUUCUGAUGAUAGCUCUCUUGUUUUCCUUCAUGGUCCUCCCUUUAACUUCAAUUCCUCUGUCAAGGGGAAGCACACCAGUUUUAUUCAUGACGUUAAGUUUUCACCCAAUGGUGAGUACAUUGUCACAGUUUCUGCGGACCACAAGGUUGCCCUUUAUGAUGGCAAGACUGGCGAGUUUAAAAGCUUUGUUGGCGAAGAAGAGGGCCACUCUGGUAGUGUGUUUGCAGCUUCUUGGUCUCCUGAUUCUAAGACUUUUGCCACUGCUUCUGCUGAUGCUACCAUUCGUUUAUGGGACGUGGAGACUGGCAAAUCCACCAAGGUUUGGACUUUUGAAAAGUCAGUUCCCAACCAGCAGGUUGGUGUUGUUUUUGCUGGCGAUUACAUCAUUUCUCUUUCUCUUUCAGGUGAGCUUAACUACCUCACAUUGGACUCAGAUACCCCUGUUAAGGUGAUUAGUGGCCACCAAAAGAACAUCACAUCUCUUUCUGUUUUCCCUGAUUCUCCCAAAGACCUUUACACAGGGUCUUUUGAUGGUAAGGUUGUUCAAUGGGAAAUCAAGACUGGAAAAUCUGCUACUGUCGAGGGAGAUGGUCAUGAUACACUUGUGACUGCUCUCCUGCCAUCUUCUGAUGGAACUACUACCUGGUCUAUUUCUUGGGAUGAUACCCUCAAGGCCUUAUCAGGAACCAAGUUUAAGAGCAACAUUGUGGCUUCUCUUGGUGCUCAGCCCGUGUCUGCUUCUAAUGAUGACGAUAUUUUGACCAUUGUUACUGAAAAUAGUCUUCAGGUUUACGAUAACGCUACCGGCAAGCAGAUUGCUACAAAGACUCUUCCAUUUUCUGCCAGCUCUGUUGGCGUCAGUGUUGCUGCCGGCUUGAUUUCUGUUGGUAGAGCCGGUGACUAUGGCAUUAGCUUAUUUAACAUUAAGGAUCUUUCCGAUGCAGAUUCCUCUUCUACCAAGCUCCCCAAUCUCCGAUCAAUUCCUAGUAACACUUCGUUUUCUCCUGAUGGAAAAUACCUUGCAGUUGGCACAAGCUCUGGUAAGAUUACAUUGUACAAUGUCGCUGAACGAAGUCUUAAGACGGCCCGAUGGGCUUCGCACUCGAGUCGUGUCACGAGUAUUUCAUGGCACCCGUCUGGGGAGUAUGCCGCUACUGGUGCUUCUGAUGCCGAUGUUUACAUUUUCUCUUUGAACACGCCUGGCAAGGUUAUUAAGAACUUGAGAGCACAUAAGGACGGAGUCAAUGCAGUUGCCUGGACUAGUCCAGAAACUCUUGCUACUGUUGGCGCUGAUGCCACGGUCAAGACUUGGACUGUUAAGUUUAAUUAG
Magnusiomyces paraingens is the source of this 1824-nucleotide messenger RNA. RefSeq lists its product as uncharacterized. The transcript is spliced from 2 exons. The record is from RefSeq and is a predicted model, not a curated record. Gene Ontology annotation, biological process: positive regulation of actin filament depolymerization; actin filament depolymerization. Lineage: Eukaryota; Fungi; Ascomycota; Dipodascomycetes; Dipodascales; Dipodascaceae. The coding region runs from base 1 to 1824 and encodes 607 amino acids. Gene Ontology annotation, molecular function: actin filament binding. Gene Ontology annotation, cellular component: cortical actin cytoskeleton.